AUGGCCGAACUUCCAGGCCGCGAGGCCCUCACAGCCCGUGUGAUACCCUCGAUGGUCUUCAGUGACGGCAGCCCCUCCUCGAUGACCCCCGCGCCAACCGCACCCCUCGCAACAAACCCCGCCGACGGCGCCCAGCAACGAUUUUCCGUACGCGGGAACGCGAUUAUCACCGGUGGCGCAGGCACCCUCGGCCUACACGCCUGCGACGCCCUGCUCGAGCACGGCCUUCAGGGCCUAAUGAUCUUCGACAUCAACCCCGACAAUUCGAAGCAGGAAAUCGCGCAAAUGCAAGCGAAAUUCCCGAACGCCAAAAUCCACUCCCAGAAAGUCGACGUGACCGCUGAAGAUGAGGUCAACGCCGCCGUCGCGGAGACAGCUCGUCUCCUAGGCUCCGUCGACACGUUAGUCUGUUUCGUGGGAGUUGUGGGCUGCGUAGAGACCCUCGAGAUGCCCGUCUCACAGUGGCGGAAAGUCCUAGAUAUCAACACGACCGGCUCUUUCAUCUGCGCGCAAGCCGCGGCUCGACAGAUGGUGAAGCAAGGCACCGGAGGCUCGAUUACGUUCGUCGCAUCUAUUUCUGCUCAUCGAGUCAACUUCCCUCAGCCGCAGGUGGCGUACAAUGUCAGCAAGUCGGCGCUCCUCAUGCUCAAGAGCUGUCUGGCGGCGGAGUGGGCGAGGUACGGCAUUCGCACGAACAGUGUGAGCCCCGGGUAUAUGGAUACAAUUUUGAAUGAGGGUGAUGGCAUUGCCGACCAUCGGCGGAUUUGGGCUGAGCGCAAUCCUAGCGGUAGAAUGGGCAGCCCGUCCGAGUUGACUGGUACCAUUGUGCUGCUGACUAGCAGUGCAGGCUCGUAUAUCAAUGGUUCGGAUAUUGUGGUGGAUGGCGGCGCGAUUGUGCUGUAA
Molecule: messenger RNA, 903 nt
Organism: Penicillium argentinense
Lineage: Eukaryota; Fungi; Ascomycota; Eurotiomycetes; Eurotiales; Aspergillaceae
Product: oxidoreductase, short chain dehydrogenase/reductase family
Exons: 1
Coding region: 1-903 (300 amino acids)
Molecular function (GO): oxidoreductase activity, acting on the CH-OH group of donors, NAD or NADP as acceptor
Source: RefSeq, a predicted model, not a curated record